AUAAAACACUCGUCGCCACUCUAAUCUCAGAAUCAGCAACACGAAUUGAUUCUUUUUCCUCUCUUAGCAAACACGUGUUUCUUCAGCAUCUCGAUUUUCACGGAAAAGAAAAACAAAAAUAGAUUCUUUUGCCGUCAUGAAGAAUUUGUUUCCGUUUUCGGACGCUCUCUCACUUCGUUCCACAUUAAUCUCUCGCCGUUAUCUCGUCUUUUUAAGAGGGUUGAUGAAGGAGGGUCACGGCUGGAAGAAGAUUAUGAGUUUGUUGAUUGUUGCCGAAGCAGAACACACCUCACAAGAGCCUUAGCAACAAGAAGCAAACAAAAAAUUGGUCGCGACGCGAGCUCAGCAUCGCAGGCGAGUGGCAUCACUGACAUGGAAUAAGGUAGAAUCCAACCAGGAUGUCUUUCAAGACGUCUUAUCUCGACUCUCAGUAAGGUCUAUCCGUUCAUUCAAAACGGUUAACAGAUACUGGCAUGCCUCAGUUAGCAACAAACAUUUUGCUACGAUACAGCUCGCUCAAUCGAGAAAGAAGCCCUCAUACAUAGCUUGUCCUAGAGUAGACAAGGCUAUGAAGUUGUACUUGUUGAAGCCAGGGAAGUUCAACUAUCGACACCAUGCUACAGUUGAUCCUCCGGGAAGAAGCGCCGAUCACCACAUGCACAUGAUAGCAUCGUUCAAUGGAUUAGUAUGCUGCAUCAACCAACUUUCUGAUGAACAUGAAGUAGAUUAUCAGAUAUGGAUCUGCAAUCCUUCUACUGAAGAAACUCUGCUUCUUCCUCAAGGCAGACCAUCUGUUUGGACUGAACCAAGUAUUGGAGUUGCAUAUGGUCCUGACAUUAGCGAGUACAAAAUUUUCCGCAUAUUCUGUGUCGGCAAGAGAAACGCUGGAAAAGGGGAUUAUCUCUACGAAUGUGAGGUGUAUUCAUCUAGCACUGGUGCAUGGAGGGGCAUCGGCCCUGUGCUUCAUCUUCCAAUGUAUGUUUGUUUCAGUCCACACAGAUCCGGUCAUGUCUUUGCAGGAGGGAAGAUCUACUGGCUGGUUUCUCUGGAAGAUCCUGCAGGUAUAAUGCUCUCUGUGGAUAUGGAGGAGAACUUCGAAGUUAUGGAGCUGCCUUACUAUUCAACAGAGCUGCGUGAAGAAGACAGGAUAACAGUUGCUACGUAUCUGAUAAACCUGGGAGGAUCUCCGUCACUGGUAGUUCUACAUGCGGAUUACUUUGACGUAUGGGAGUGGAAAGAAGCUAGUUGGGUAUUUGUAAUCGCAGAUGAGUUUGAUUUCAUGGACUUUGCUGAAAUUGUAUUAUUCAUGACCUCGUCAGAGAAGGAGAUCCUGUUUGUGACUGACUCGCACUUGUGGACUUAUCAUUUGGAUACUAGAAAGUGGAAAAAAAGGGGCAGGCCUCCUACUCGAUUUACGAAUCCUGCUAUCUUCCCCUUCACCGAAAGCCUUCUUCCAUGCAAUGGUGGGGUGAGGCUAGAAGGAAGGUGAAGAAGAGUAUUUAUCAUUUCUGGCUUGCUGGUGGUGAUGGACAAAGUCUUUGCUUGGUGGUGCUUGAUUUAUCUUGCAGAGGCUGUGUUUCUCACUGGAUACUCUGUUUUUAUUUUCCGUUCUAAAACUUCUCAUUUCGUUUAAUGUUUCUGGUUUGCAUCAUGUCCUAAACUUUUGGUUUUGAACUUUGUGUUUUAUCGUUUGUUUCGGUUUGUAAACCGAUAUCAACAGUAAUAAGCUGUGUUUCCGAACCAAGGUU
This is a messenger RNA of Brassica oleracea var. oleracea, 1748 nucleotides long. RefSeq lists its product as uncharacterized. Lineage: Eukaryota; Viridiplantae; Streptophyta; Magnoliopsida; Brassicales; Brassicaceae. The transcript is spliced from 4 exons. The record is from RefSeq and is a predicted model, not a curated record. The coding region runs from base 569 to 1489 and encodes 306 amino acids.